Coregonus clupeaformis (lake whitefish) is the source of this 8065-nucleotide messenger RNA. Its product is annotated as rho GTPase-activating protein 35-like. Gene Ontology annotation, biological process: signal transduction. Bases 892 to 5430 code for a protein of 1512 amino acids. Gene Ontology annotation, molecular function: GTP binding; GTPase activity. NCBI's taxonomy places the organism in Eukaryota, Metazoa, Chordata, Actinopteri, Salmoniformes, Salmonidae. The record is from RefSeq and is a predicted model, not a curated record. The transcript is spliced from 8 exons.
UGGGCGAGUCUCCGCCGCUGCCUUUUUUCAGAGAAAAGGAGAGGAGAAUUAGCUCCGGGAGAAGGGCCGUCGCCAUUAUUGGGAAGCUGGAAAAAAAUCCACUUUCACAUACGCAAUCUCUUGUUAAAUUGAUAAGGACGUUACCAAUUUGUUGCAUUAGGCCUGUUUAGAAGAAACAUUGUAUGGCAAGUGCAACAAACUCGACCGGUGUCCGGUGCAUGAUCGAUCCAGCAUAAUGUUGGCACAACAAUGGACAUAAUAAUUGGUAAAAAGCAACGUGGUGAAGCAAGGAGAAGACGGCGAAACAAGUUUUUAUACGCCUUUCAUUUUUAACGAGGAGAGAAAAAGAAAAAAAAAACGUUUUUAGCUUUGUAGUUUUAUUAUCACCAAAAAAAAUGAACAGAUGAAUGGAAUUGAAAACCAUCGAAAUGCAGAUUUACAAUUAAUCUGUAAAGCGAACAAUAAUAACCUAUUUAUAGUUCUGUCUGUUUGGGAAUCAGAAGAGCCACAUUAUUUUUGUUUCUUAUGUCCAUGCAUUUCAGGCGGCCAGGGCUGCGGCAAGCGCUGGCCUGACGGAUGCAGGGAGAAUGCGAUGGAUCGCGGUGCAACUUCUCUCUGCGCGCACCCUUGCUGCAUCCAGGUUCCUGUAGUGAUGUCUCGGAGUCGUACAUGAUCUCCAGGUUUCAGUUCAGGGUCAUAGCAACAUUAGGAAUGACUGAGAGAAGCCUCUGUCUUUGCUACACCCCUGCACUGCUGUUGGUAAAUCAUGUAGCACACUAGAGGAAACGCCAACUAAAUUUCAUCCCCACUGUACAUCUGCCACUCUAUGGACACACAUCCAGGUGUACUCUCCGAUCGAGUGCCUGAUUAUGGCAGGAUGAGUGUCAGCAGAUGAUAAUGAUGGCGAAAAAGCAAGAUGCUAAGUCACCCACAUACAACCUUAUUGUGGUGGGUUUGUCAGGGACUGAGAAAGAGAAGGGCCAGUGUGGCGUGGGCAAGUCCUGUCUGUGCAACCGCUUUGUGCGCCCCAGCGCCGAUGACUUCUAUCUGGACCACACAUCAGUGCUGAGCACCAGUGACUUUGGGGGCAGAGUGGUUAACAAUGACCACUUCCUGUUCUGGGGGGAGGUGGGCCGGGUGGUGGAGGAGGGGCCGGAGUGCAGGAUGCAUGUGGUGGAGCAGACAGAGUUCAUUGAUGACCAGACGUUCCAGCCACACCGCAGUACUGCCAUGCAGCCCUACAUCAAGAGGGCGGCCUCCACCAAGCUGGCCUCUGCAGAGAAGCUGAUGUACUUCUGCACGGACCAGCUGGGGCUGGAGCAGGACUUUGAGCAGAAGCAGAUGCCUGAGGGCAAGAUACAGGCUGACGGAUUCAUGCUCUGUGUGGACGUCAGUAGGGGGAUGAACCGCAACUUUGACGACCAGUUGAAGUUUGUCACAAACCUUUACGGUCAGCUGAGCAAAACAAAGAAGCCCAUUGUGCUGGUCUUAACCAAGUGCGAUGAGGGAGUUGAACGCUACAUCAAAGAUUCUCACACCUUUGCCAUCACUAAAAAGAGUCUUCCAGUGGUGGAGACGUCUGCGCGCUCUAACAUCAAUGUUGACCUAGCCUUCCUUACUUUGGUGCAACUCAUUGAUAAGAGCAGGGGCAAGCCCAAGAUCAUUCCUUACUUUGAGGCCCUCAAGCUCCAGAGUCAGCAGAUAGCCUUGGCUAAAGACCGAUACGAAUGGCUAGUCAACCGCAUAGUGAAGAACCACAACGAGACCUGGCUUAACACCAGCCGACGCAUGCACACCUCUUCAGAGUUCAAUGAAUACGUCUUUCUGGAGGGUACAGCAAAAUGCAAGAAGCUCUUCCAGCAGCUUGUGUACCGUUUGAAACAGGAGCACAUUGAGAGACGUCGGAAAAUCUAUCUGAGCACUCUUCCUCUAGCACUUAGCUCCCUGGUGCCUGACCUGGGUGAGAUUGACCAGCUGAGCUGGUCUGGGGUUCAGAAGGUCCUGGAGUCCAAGCAGCACUUUGCCCACUGGUUUGUGGUUCUGGAGGACUCUCCAUGGGAGGACACGUCUCACAUAGACAACAUGGAGGAUGAGCGCAUCCCCUCAGACCUGCUGGAGACGGCCCCAGCCGAGGACAUUUUCGACACCCACCUGGAGCACCUGAGGAAUGAGUGCAAGCGGGCUGAGAUGAGGCAGGAGUUCAAGCACAAGCUGGCCUGUUCUCCCUUUGUCACGCCUGGAAAGCCCUGGGAAGAGUCCCGCAGCUUCAUCAUGAAUGAAGACUUCUACCAAUGGUUGGAGGAAUCAGAGUACCUGGACCUCUACAACCGCCACCAGAAAGAGAUCAUCGGCCACGCUAAAGAGGACUUCCAGGAGCUUCUGCUGGAGUACUCUGAGCUCUUCUAUGAGCUGGAGGUAGACGCGAAGCCCAGCAAGGAGAAGAUGGGGGCCAUCCAGGAGGUUUUAGGGGAGGAGCAGCGGUUCAAAGCCCUGCAGAAGCUUCCAGCUGAGAGAGAUGCUCUGGUGUUGAAGCAUAUCCACUUUGUCUACCACCCCACCAAGGAGACCUGCCCCAGCAGCCCACAGUGUGGCGACUUCAAGAUAGAGCAGCUCCUGGCUUCACGCUUCCCAACAUGCUACCCAUUCUUCGACGUGAAGUCCCAUUUUGGGGAAAUGAAAGCAGACCGAAUCAACCUUGUGAUAUUGGGCAAAGACGGACUGGCUAGGGAGUUUGCAAAUGAGAUCAGAGCUCUCUGUACCAAUGAUGACCGGUAUGUGUUGGAUGGGAAGAUGUAUGAGCUCACCCUGCGACCUAUCGAGGGCAACGUACGACUUCCUGUAAACUCCUUCCACACUCCCACCUUCACACCCCAUGGGUGCAUGUGUCUGUACAACUCAAAAGAGUCCUUAACCUACGUCGUAGAAAGCAUUGAGAGGUUGCGGGAGUCAACAAUCGGUAGAAGGGACAUCCAUAUAGCUCAGCUUUUAACGUCUCUGCUCUUGGUUACUAAAAGGGGUGUAGGGACGUAUGCAGAUAUUGGGGGAGAAACUGCUUUAGGUCUGAUAACACAGGGACAGCAGGUAGCAAGGAGACUGCAGUGUAGCUUCCUAGACCCAGCCUCCCCUGGUGUGGGCUAUGGGCACAAUGUGAAUGAGAGUCAGAUCAACCAAGUAUUGAGGGGUCUUCUGGACUCUAGAAGGAGCUCAUCUUUCAGUAGCAGCUCCCCGCCUCUGCCCCCUCAACCUCCAGGUCCCAGAGACUCUCCUCACCAGCCCAGCCCAGAGGCAGACAUCCGCAUCGUCAUGUGCUUGAUGUGUGGAGACAACUACGACGUGGAACAGCUCCUCUCUCCCUUCCUACUGCCUCAGCACUGCAGGCCAACAUCCAACAGUGGAACCUCAGUGAUACUGGAGCAGACAGUGGGACCUCACAAACAGGUGAUUGAGCUCUCCCUCCUUUCCUACCACGCCUCCUUCUCCCUGAGGAAGAGCAGAUUAGUGCACGGUUACAUCGCUGUGUACUCAGCCCGCCGCAAGGCCUCUCUGGAGACCCUGUGUGCCUUCCUGUGUGAGGUCCAGGACAUCAUUCCUGUUCAGGUGCUGGCCGUAGGGGAGAGCCAGGUGGAGCUCACAGAAAGUGAGUCUGCCAGAGAGCAGCUGGUCCAGGGAGAGGAGCUGGCCCAAGAGAUAGAGGGCAGGUUCAACAGUGUGGUGUGUGGGUCCGGAGGGGUGGUGGGCGGCCUGCACAGGAUAGAGAUGUUCCAGCCCUUCCUGAUGGAGGUGGUGGAGAAACGCAACAUCGUGGAGGCCACUCACAUGUAUGAUAACGUGGCUGAGGCCUGCAUUAACGAGACUGCCUACUCCCCUCGCUGUAGCUCCCCCAGCCCCGGCACCAUGUUCCUAGACUCUGACAUGGAUGACGUGGAGCCCUCCCCACCUUACUACGACGGCACACUCACCUCCCAUGGUGGGAGCUUCAAUCUGCCUGACCUGGACUCCAGCGAUGUCUCUGUCAUCUCUGACAUCAGCUCCUUUGAGAACAAGCUCAACAGCAAAGCCCCGCCCCAGGUGAGACCCAAGCCCACUGUGACAUUUGACUUCCGGAAGGUGGGCCGAAACCCCUACAACACAGACACCAUGGGCCACCGUCGCUCCCUGCCCUCCGCUGUGACAUGGGUGCCCGGUGGGGACGGAGGUUACGACCCCUCGGACUAUGCAGAGCCCAUGGAUGCUGUGUCCAAGCCCCGGGCCAGCAAUGAGGAGAUCAUAUACUCUGUGCCCCACGACAGCACGCAGGGCAAGAUUAUUACCAUCCGCAAUGCCAACCGGAUGCACUCCAACGGGAACGGCUCAGACAGUGAGGUGGACAGCAGCUCCCUGGAGCGCCACAAGAAGUUAUCGGCGGCGGGGGUAAAGCCACGGCUGUACCGCGACCGCUCCAAACGCCUGGGCAAGUUCAGCAGCUUCCGCACCAGCUUCAUUGGCAGUGACGACGAGAUGGGGGCCCUGCCAAAAACCAAGGAGGAUGAGUUCGGAACCCUGAAAGGAGACAUCAUCAACGAGGAGGGAGAGGACCCCAAGAAAAGGAACAUUCUGAAGAGCCUGCGGCGAACUGCCAAGAAAACCAGACCAAAGCCUCGGCCCUCUAUUCCUAAGCCCCUGGAGAGCAGCUACUUCGGAGUGCCCCUGGUCAACGUGGUGUCCCCAGACAGACCUAUCCCACUCUUCAUCGACAAGUGUGUCCGCUUCAUUGAGACCACAGGUCUCAACACAGAGGGGCUCUACAGGGUGAGCGGGAACAAGUGUGAGAUGGAGAGCAUGCAGAGGCAGUUUGACCAGGACCAUGGGCUGGACCUGGUGGAGAAGGACUUUGCCAUCAACACGGUGGCUGGGGCUCUGAAGGCCUUUUUCUCUGAGCUGCCAGAGCCCCUGGUGCCCUGCAUCCUGCAAGUGGAGCUGCUCGAGGCCUUCAAGAUCAACGACAGGGAACAGAGGCUGUACACCAUGAAGGAUGUGCUGAGGAAGUUCCCCAGGGAGAACUAUGACGUCUUCAGAUUUGUCAUGAGCCACUUACGCAAGGUGACCCAGCUGAGCAGACAGAACCUGAUGACCAGUGAGAAUCUGUCCAUCUGUUUCUGGCCUACUCUGAUGCGGCCAGACUUCACCACCAUGGACGCCCUGACGGCCACGCGGACCUACCAGACAAUCAUCGAGACCUUCAUCCACCAGUGUGCUUUCUUCUUCUACAACCAGCCCCUUCUGGACUCCCCCACUGGCCUGGCUGGCCUCCCUGCCUCCCCCACCACCACCCUUACCGGGGGCUCUGCCUACUCCUGCUACCGCUCCUCCCCUCCCCCCACUGCCACGCACUUCAACCCCCUGCAGCAGUCGCCCCGACCACCCCCCAGUCUCCCCUGCAGUCCCUCCUGACGCCCCUCCACCAACACCCCCACCAUGCCCACACCGAGCAAGAGACACUGUGAGAGACAAGGAGAAGGGAGCAGACGCUGCACCCCUGAUCUGAUGAUGCUGGACCUUAGUCACGUACACCAACACAUACACACAUUGUUCGGUCAUCGAUAAUAACAUAGGUAAACAGAGAGAGGAGACAAGGAGCAUUUGACAAAUAAACUUGCCACUUGUGAACAGCGUCCCGCUGCCCCGCCCCUGCCACCUGUGUGCCAAUGCAGAUCACCAUGCUGACUCGUCCACUCCACCCCCUAUAGCCCCCGAUAACCUGGAACCUGACUCUAGGACUCACUCACAGGAGGGCCGGGGGCAGAACAGAGUGGGUGUCAUUGUUACAGUAAGCAUCUCUUUGCCAACCAACUGUUCUUACCCUAACAAUACACUACAAUUAAAAAAGUCCAAGCCUCUAUGUUAAGCUGGAAGAUAUGAUUUGUGCCCAUCACCAUAUUUUUAUUUGUGUAUAAUAGUUUCUUUCUGUUUGUUAAUAAAAGUAGCCACUGGAUGUAUGGACUGUGCCUCUCUCAGGGCUGUAGUCAGUAAUGUACCACACAGCCGUGAGGGGAGCCUCCCGGUCUGCCUGUAGGGCCCCUGCUAGGGGGUUGGGGUGGGUUCAGUGGGGAGGAGAGGACAGUUCGGGAGAGGGGGGGACAUCCAGGGAUGUACUUUAAUGGUCAGAAUGUUGUUGGGGUUUUGUUUUUAAAAGGUGGUUGUUGGGCCAGAAUGUUUUAGUGUGUUGAGUUCACAGCUCAAGGAACCAUACCCAUUGCCUCUCUGAAGGUCCUUCGUAUAUCAAAACGUUGUUUACAUCCAAACCCUUGUUUUUGUAUCCACAUACUUAUCUGAAGCACUUUUGAAUUAGUGUUAAGUUCCAUGAAAUGCAAACUUGAUCAAUUGACUAGUUUGUUUUAAUGUCCGGGUGGGCGUGGUAGUAGUUAAGGGACUCGUUAACAUGAUUCGGUCAUUUAAAAGGUGUUCUUUUAGAGGAUUCAGGGCUCACUUUAUAACACCAUGGAAAACCCAACCAUGAUAUUGGUUUAUUAUUCCUCUUUCAUCUUAGCCAUGUUAGAAAUAGUUUGUUCUGAGAAUGCAGGUUUGAAUAGCCUGGAGUUUCCCCUCUUUUUAGGACUGCUGUUGCUUUACUGAUGUUUUGACUAUGGAAGUCGCCUGGUUUGAGUGGUGGUGUUUAGGAAAGUGAGUUUGAGCCAGGGUCAGUUAAUCAGACCCUUUAGGAUCCAGGAGAGGGAUGCUCUUGGUUGAGAUCCACUCAAUCAGUUAGGGGUUGAUGAUUAAAUUGGCCACAUUGAAGAUUGAUUAUGGGAAUGAUUGACAGUAACAUCAGACAUAACAUGGGAGAGGUUAGUUAUACCAGCCCAGGCCUCUACAUGUACUGUGUCUGCUCCACUGUGCUAUCUGGUGGCCAUGGAAACCACUGCCCUAUUGCAAAAUGAUAGGUUGCUGGAUAUGUUGCUGUGGGUGUCUAGCCAAUUGAGCUCUUUGUACUCAUCUAAUAUUAAAGGACCUUAAACUGAGGCAAGGUGAGCAUACCGAAAACACUACCACUGCAAUUAACUACAGUACAGUAAUAACAGUAUAUCCUAUAGAGAUGGAGCACAUGUAUGGACUCAUGCUCAGGAAUGUCAACAAAGCAUAGAGUAACUACUGUAGCUCCAGUAUACUAUGGGGUUUAUGUUUGGUGUUUAACUGUCCUCUCUCUUGUAGAAAAACAAACAAGCAGUCAAUGUAAAGUAGUUGAAUGAAUACUCCUACUAUAUUCUCUAAUCUAUCAGAUUAAUGUGUUGCCCCAUAAGGAGUGCCACUGGGGAUGAUGGAGGAUUGGCCAGGAGGCAUGGCUGUACUCCAUGUCGGCCAUGUUGGAUGUUGCUCAUGCUGCCAGCUCAGAACAGAUCAGUCAAAGCUAUUGGUUGUACUUAGGGUCAACUAAUUAAUACUUGGGAUCACUCACUGGUACUUAUCUUUGGGGUUUUCCUGCUUUGGGAGGCAGUUGUCUCUGAUUGAUAGACUAAUGCUGCAGUGACUCCCCACCCAGUCCAGGGCAGUGCAGUACAGUAUUACCACACGCACAACAGAUCAGAUGGAUAGGAAAAACAAACUGUCCCAGUAGAAUGUGACUUGGCUCAGAGGACCUAUGUAGCUACAUCACUUCAUUUCUGACACAACUUUGACAGAUCUGCUGGUAAAUGGGAGAAGAAGAAAAGCGAGAGCAUACUAUACUAAAAUGGUUGUUUAUUUGUAUGUUAGGGGGUCUUUAGUCAAUGGUAGAAAACAUUUUGUGUGUAAUUCAAUGAUUGAAAGUCCAUUUUUACGAUUUUGUGAAUGGUUUAAGGCCACUUCAGUUUAGUGCAUGAUUUAAGAACACACCAAGGGAGAAGGUUCAACCAUUUAUUAUUUUAAAACAUGAAAUUAGUGUGAGAACAAAACAAUACAAAAGUGAAAUACAGUAGCUUAAAUCAAGUGAAAGAUGAAGUACUGCGCAUCUACAGCAAACCAUGGAAUUUGUCUGACAGAAUGGUUUAUGAAGAUGAAAGCCUUAUGUGAUCUGUAUCAUAGUUAAUAAAUUGAAUCUUGUAAAAUUGUC